Molecule: messenger RNA, 1702 nt
Organism: Chaetomium strumarium
Lineage: Eukaryota; Fungi; Ascomycota; Sordariomycetes; Sordariales; Chaetomiaceae
Product: chaperonin 10-like protein
Exons: 4
Coding region: 386-1702 (438 amino acids)
Molecular function (GO): oxidoreductase activity, acting on NAD(P)H
Source: RefSeq, a predicted model, not a curated record
GUUGGUGCUCAUAGGACCGAUCAUCGGCCGAUGAGUUUCUCCAUCCUUAUCGAGGGAGCAAGGCCACCUUGUUGGAUCCUGGAGGGAUGACGAGCAACGGCCCUAACAGGCGCAGGCUGGUAGACUAAGUGGGAAUUCCUUUGCCUAAAGUCAACAUAGACAAAUGGGAGAUCAUGAGUUGGUAUGCCUCGCGAUGGCGCAAUCGGCCGCCUAGAUUUGUGAAUCAAGGCCGAGCAUGCCAACCCGGAAUCCGCAGUCAUGCACAAUCCUAUUGUGAAAUUGAGCUGAUUGAAAGGGCAUUAAAAACUCAGAGUAUGCCAUUAAAUCAUCAUACCCGAGUUACAUGCAUCUUGGGUAUUACGGCCGAUGAUACCGAAUACGAAUCAUGCCUUCUCUGUCAUUCUUUCGGCGAAUGUCGCUCCCUAGCGUGGGCAAGCCAUCCUCCAAGUCAAGCGCCAACGAACAAAAUGCGGAAGAACGAGUCUCAAUCCCCGAGACACAGACGGUUCUCCUGCUACAUGCCCCCCGCCAACCAUAUCAGUUAACAACCUCCUAUCCCGUCCCCCAAGUGAAAGGAAUUCGCGAGGUGCUUGUCAGGACACGCGCAAUUGGGCUCAAUCCCAUUGACUGGAAGGCACCGGAUUUCAACUUCGGCAUACCCGAACUUCCAUAUAUCUCAGGUAGGGAGCUGGCCGGUGAGAUUGUGCAAACCUCAGACCGCUCAUCCCGUCUCAAGCUGGGUGACAGAGUCCUCGUCAUCUCAACCGACUACCGGGACCUCCGGAAGGCUGCGUACCAGGAAUAUGUGGUCGCACUGGAUUACAACACCGUCCGAAUUCCUCCCGCCCUGUCGCUGGAAAAGGCUUCCACGCUGGGCGUAGCGUUUGUGGCGGCAGCAUUAGCGCUCGGCGUCUGCAUGGGCGUUGACUUCUCUGGUGAGCUAGGCGGCCCAGACCUCCACCGCCUGGUCAGGGAGGUUGCAUCCGAAGGUUUGGCCAGCGAUAUUCGGAAGGAGUGCCUCGAUGGCAUCAGAGAGCAUGAGCGGGCGGUUCGCGGGGAUUGGCUGGCUGUCUGGGGUGGCUCUUCCACCUCGGCCCACCUGACCAUCCAGCUAGCCAAGUUGGUGGGCCUGAAGACGGUUGCGAUCGUAGACAAGGCAAAGCACGGGGUGCGGCUCACCAACCACCAGGCCAUUCACACGGACCUACUAGUGGAUAGCCACGACCCUCAACGAGCGGUGGACAUUAUUCGCAGCAACCUCCAGGGGAAACUACGGUUUGGCAUUGAUACACGAGGCGCGGAGUCAGCAACGAGUCUCCUUCAGGCCUUAUCUCCAGGGACUUCAGCACGUCAGUCUCGACCGCUGGUGGGAGCCCCACGGAAUGCAUCGCCACCGUCACCACCAGCCACCCCUGACGACUCGAUGCUGUUGUCGGCGCACUUGAUCGGCCUGACGGGACUGCCGAAGCAUCCCGCCCCGGAAGGCACAGUGUAUCACACGAUUCCGAUCAAGCUGUUUCACGAGAUGCCGGCUAUCGGGGAGGCGCUGUCGAGCUGGCUCGAGCGGUUGUUGGCAGAGGGGCGUAUAUGCGCGCCCGAGGUCCUCGACGUCGAGCAGGGGUUAGGGAGUGUGAACAAGGGCCUGGACCGGAUGAGAAGAGGAGAGAUCAGCGGGGGGAAGUUGGUCGUCAAGGUUGCGUAG